CGGAAGUCCCGCUGGGUUGAGUUGGUGGUGGAUUUGCCUGCGUGCCCUGUAGGUUGGAUCGGGGAGUCGUCAUGGCGCCCAAAGGAAAGGUAGGAACCAAAGGCAAAAAGCAGAUAUUUGAAGAGAACAAGGAUACGCUCAAGUUCUACCUGCGCAUCAUCCUAGGGGCGAAUGCCAUUUACGGAAUUGUCAACCUUGGGAUCUUCUAUAUAACAGCCACCAUUUGGACGUGGGUUGCCUUUGUGUUCAGCUUGAUGGUCUACGGGGCCAGUUACCAAUCCAUGAGAUCAAUGGCAAAGCCUACUUUUGCAGAGGGCGGUAGCCUCGCCGAUGGCGGAAUUGAUCUGAAUAUGGAGCAGGGAAUGGCAGAGCACCUGAAGGAUAUGAUUUUGCUUACCGCCAUUGUCCAAGUGCUCAGUUGUUUUUCCCUCUAUACGUGGUACUUUUGGCUCUUGGCUCCAGGGCGAGCGCUCUAUCUCCUUUGGGUGAACCUUCUGGGGCCUUGGCUCACCGCGGAAUCGCCAGCUGUCAAUCAAGAGCCCAACGAGAAGAAACAGCGCCGGCAAGAACGCCGGCAGAUGAAACGGUUUUAGCUGCGCUCCUGAGCAUGAAUGUCACGCCACUUGGGGGGGUCUCCAUGUGGCUGUUUUAUCAGGGAUUUGAACCAAUCAGAAAACAUCAGGGGAUUUUUUUCCCCCCUCCCCGUCCUCCCUUAUUCUUCCCCUGGUCCCUGUUCAUCCUAAGGCUAGAGGUCUUGCCACGGGCGGGGGUGGGGGCGAGCCCCAGGCAAAUCUUUCUGCUUUUUUCCCCCUGCCUUAUGGCAGGGGGAGGGGGAUCGUGGUGAGAAGGCUGCGGGUGUGUAAAUACCUUUCUAAAAUGAGGCUGUAAUGUGAAUCGGACGAUGAAGGCCUUUCCGUGUUGGAAGCAGUGACGCAUUAAAGAGAGAUGCACGCACGCGCAAAAUGUUUGCCAUGUGAAGGCUUGCAGUUC
Pseudonaja textilis is the source of this 990-nucleotide messenger RNA. Lineage: Eukaryota; Metazoa; Chordata; Lepidosauria; Squamata; Elapidae. The record is from RefSeq and is a predicted model, not a curated record.